Molecule: messenger RNA, 1636 nt
Organism: Hevea brasiliensis (rubber tree)
Lineage: Eukaryota; Viridiplantae; Streptophyta; Magnoliopsida; Malpighiales; Euphorbiaceae
Product: ATP synthase gamma chain, chloroplastic
Exons: 1
Coding region: 279-1421 (380 amino acids)
Biological process (GO): proton motive force-driven ATP synthesis
Cellular component (GO): chloroplast thylakoid membrane
Molecular function (GO): proton-transporting ATP synthase activity, rotational mechanism
Source: RefSeq, a predicted model, not a curated record
ACCUUUUGUGCGGAACCAGAAUGGCGCGUUGACACUAUCACUAGAAGACAGCAGCCUCUCUCUCUCUCUCUCUCUCUCUCUCUCACAACUUGUUUCCGGUAAGCUCGAUCAAUUUCACGCCGCUAACGAUCGGAAAUGCUCCUGUAGCGCAAAAUUCUUUUUUCACUUUGAUCUCUGCUAAAAUCCAAGUUUCUUUGGUAAAGGGGUUUUGCAGAGAUCCAAUUUAUAUUCAACCUCAUAUGGUACUGAAAUCUCAUCAAUAGAAAUUCAUCAAAACCAUGUUCUGUUCCAAUCUAACCUCGUGGGUUUCCCCAAAUCCUUCAAAACCUAACACAUAUGCAUUUUCUUUUCAAUUCCAAUCAAACCCAUUUCGCCAUUUAGCCCAAGUGCCCCCUCCAUACAAUACCUUCUCUCAAUCUUCAUUAUAUACUCAGAUUCGUUGUGGUCUUCGCGAGUUAAAAGGUCGGAUUAAUACUGUCAAAAGCGCCCAGAAGAUUACUGAGGCAAUGAAACUAGUUGCAGCUGCUAAGAUCCGAAGAGCUCAAGAAGCUGUUAUCAACAGCAGACCCUUUACUGAAGCCCUCCUUGAAAUGCUUUAUAUCAUCAACGAACAGCUCCAAUUGGAAGAUAUUGAUGUUCCAUUAACGAAUGUUAGGUCUGUAAGGAAAGUAGCACUUGUUGUUGUUACUGGUGAUAGAGGCCUUUGUGGUGGUUUUAACAAUGCAGUGCUAAAAAAGGUUGAGACCCGGAUUAUGGAAUUGGAAAAACUGGGGUUAGAUUACUCUGUGAUUAGUGUGGGCAGGAAGGGUAAUGCCUAUUUUAAGCGUAGACCUAAGAUUUCCGUCGAAAGAUUUAUUGAGGGAGGGAGUUUUCCCACAGCUAAAGAGGCUCAACUGAUUGCUGAUGAAGUAUUUUCACUGUUUGUCAGUGAAGAGGUUGAUAAGGUAGAGCUUGUGUAUACUAAGUUUGUGUCUUUGGUGAAGUCUGACCCGGUGAUUCAUACGCUGUUGCCAUUGUCACGUAGAGGAGAGGUUUGCGAUAUGAAUGGGAAUUGUGUUGAUGCUGCAGAUGAUGAGUUCUUUAGGUUGACCAGUAAGGAAGGGAAGUUGGCUAUUGAGAGGGAGAGUGUAAGAACAAAGAAGGAGGGAUUUUCACCUCUUUUGCAGUUUGAGCAAGAUCCAAUUCAGAUUCUUGAUGCUAUGAUGCCUCUCUAUCUAAAUAGUCAUGUUUUGAGGGCACUGCAGGAGUCAUUGGCUAGUGAGCUUGCAGCAAGGAUGAAUUCCAUGAGUAACGCAACAGAUAAUGCAGUUGAUUUGAAAAAGAAUCUUUCUAUUGCAUACAAUCGGGAAAGACAAGCAAAAAUUACAGGGGAAAUACUGGAGAUUGUAGCUGGAGCAGAGGCACUAACGGAAUUAGAGUAAUUCUAGGUCCUCGUUGUCCUUGAUCCAUGCUUGCUUCUCUCCUACAGUCAUUUUGCUUCGAAUUUUUUAUUACCUAGAUCCAAUAUGAGCUGUCACCUAGAUUGACAUUUCUUUAUUGUAAUCAUAGCCCGAGUCCAUAUCAGACUUUGAUAUGAAAUAAAUAAGAAAGCGAGACGCAUACAAUGGGUUGUGCAUUUUGGUUCCUUUUCAUGGUA